Molecule: messenger RNA, 1904 nt
Organism: Caenorhabditis auriculariae
Lineage: Eukaryota; Metazoa; Nematoda; Chromadorea; Rhabditida; Rhabditidae
Source: the annotation of a GenBank genome assembly
AUGGCGCGACUCUUCAUACUUCCCGCCAUUUUCGCCAUCUCGUCCCUCUCGUUAUGGUACAUGAUUUGUUCGGCUCCAGGCUGGGCAGAUCAAGGUUCGGGAGAAAUAUUUUUCCGAAUAAUGUGAGAAUAUUUAUCUAGAAAGUGUCUUCGAGCUACCUAAGCAGUUUGACAACUUUACGAUGCUGGCCGAGCGGUUUCGGCGGUACAAAGACGACCAUUUUGGGUACAUAACGGUGCUCUUCAUAUCUGCGUACCUUUACAAGCAAACUUUCGCAAUUCCGGGAUCGUUCUUCCUGGUUUGUUGUAUUUUCGUUUUAUCUAGAGAAGAUUUAUGUGGGUGACAAACAACUUAUGUGUCGAUCUCAGAGCUCAAAUAAGGAUAUUCAUCGAAUCGAUUUUUUCAGUAGUUUUUUUUUCGAAAAAAUUAUUAUCAGCUAAAAAAAGAAUGGACAUGUUUCAAAUUUUUUUUACGUAGUGCGGCAAUUUUUUUCAUCCUUCACAAAUGCAUUUGCCUAAUUACGUUUUCUGCAGAACGUCAGUUUCUAGAGAAUCGAAGUUUCUUUUCCAUUACCUGCUUAUAAUAUAGAUUAUAGUUAUAUUUGCUCCGAAGAACUUCAUUUUUAGCUCUAGAAAGGAAACGGAAAGUCUUCUGUUGCAGUUUCAGAUUAAUUAUUGACAAUUACACGAGUUGCGUGAAGUUGCGAAAUAAAAGCGCUCACGCUCAUGGGGACUAUGAUAUUUAGGUCCAAAUCUAGCCAUUCUCAAGAGUGUGGCUCACAGAUUCUUCAAAUGAACGACUUCUAACGAGAAACCUUUGCAGAACGUCAUCGCAGGGGCUGUUUACGACCUCUGGGGCGGCUUUGUCCUGUGUUGUUGUCUGACCACCGGUUCGCGCGCUUUCUUUUUUUGCCUCUAAAUUACUUUUUUUCAGCCGGCUCGACUCUUUGCUACCUUUUCUCCGAACUUUUCGGCCGCGAGUACGUCCUCUACUACUUUGGACAGAAACUCACCUAUUUGCAGCAAAAAGUUUUCAUUCUGCAGUCGAUGAAGAUAACUGUGUGUUUUCAGAUCGACGACAAUUCCAACCGACUUCUGCCUUUUUUGCUUUUUGCCAGAAUGUUUCCAAUCUCGCCUUCCUGGCUUCUAAACAUCGUCGCGCCGUUCCUCAACAUCCCUCUGCCCAUUUUCGUCUUCUCUGCUCUCAUCGGUGGGCGAUUGGGCGCAUCUUUUGACCUGCUUCUAUUCAUCUCUAGAUCAACAUCAAAAUCAAGUUCCUCCUUUUGGAAGGGGCCUCCAAUAUCCAAUUUUCGAAGAUUUUUUCAAGCUCGAAAAACAGACAGUGACUAAAUUGUGUCUUGGCUUCGUCGUUUUUUUUUUUUGGAUUUUAAAGUGAUUCACAGUUUCUCUGUUUUUGUCAAAAACCAAAACUUUUGGUUUAAUUUUACAAAUUUCCGAAUAGAGAACUCGCGUAGAUGUGAUUUUACACGCGUUCCAUCGUUUUGUUUAUUACACAAAAGCAAGGGCAAACAAGAUAACGAGAAAAAUGUUCAGGUUUGGCGCCUUACAACUUCAUCUGCGUGCAGGCUGGCUAUAUCCUGUCCGACCUGAGGUCUUGGGACGACGUCUUCAGGUUAGGAGACCCUAGCUCGAUCGCUAGCAUGUUCCUUCCGGUUUCAGCACUACAACGAUGCUCAAGUUGUGUUCCUUCGCUCUUUUGCCGCUCGCCUACGCCAUCUACGUCAGACCGAGAUCCCAGAAGCAACAUCAGGUUUUGAUUAAGAACUCUAAAUUCGAAAAAAGGAGAGAAAAAAAAAAUGCAUACGAAGCCUUUCUUUGCAACUCAUCUGAUUUCAGUUAGUGCCAGCUGCUGAGCCAGAGGUGAAGAAAAUGGAGAUCGUGUGA